GCAGGGCGGGCAGCCGGGCACGCAGGGCAGGGCAGGGCAGGGCAGGGCGGGCGGCCCCGGCGCGGUGCGGGGGCGCAGGAGGUGCGGCGCGCUGUGCGGGGCCCUUGUUGAUGAUGAUUUUUUUUUUAAUCACAGCAGCCCCAGUUUAGCGGAUUGAUUUACUCGCAGUAUUGGUAAAUAUGAUCACGUGGGCUCCGCAACCAAUGGUUGAGGGUUGCAGUCUGCAAAAUACUACGAUUGUUCUCCGGGAGGGUAUCAUAUACAGUUAACAGUGUAACCUUUUAUAUGACUAAGAGGGGAGCCUAAAAUGUCGUCUAGUGGCACCAUAAGUAACUAUUAUGUCGAUUCUCUCAUAGGCCAUGAAAGCGAAGAAGUUUAUGGGAGUAGAUUCGUCCAGGGAGGUCACAGUGCGACCUCCAGGCCAUCAGGUGUUGCAGAGGGUUCAGAUUUUUCCUCUUGUAGCUUUGCACCAAAAUCCACCGUGUUUUCCACCUCCUGGUCCACUGUUCACCACCAGCCGUCUGCGGCAAUGACCGGGAUCUACCACCCCUACAUGCACCAGCCCCACUUAGGGGCAGCCGACGCCGGCCGCUACGUGCGCUCCUGGAUCGAGCCCUUCCCGGGCUUCCCGGGCGGCGGCGGCGGCGGAGGCAGCGGCGGCAGCGGCAGCGGAGGCAGCGGAGGCAGCAGCAGCGGCGGCUCCGCGUCCAGCUCCGGCUCCUCCAACGGGCGCCACUACGGGAUAAAGCCGGAGACGGGAGCAGCCGCCUCCUCGUCUUCCUCCUCCUCUUCCUCCUCCUCCAAAAGGACUGAGUGCUCCUCGUCUCGGGAGUCCCAGGGGAUCGGUGUGCCCGAGUACACGUGCAGCUCCUUCCUCCAGGAGUCCCGGGAGAAAGCGCCUGCCGGCAGCUCCAAGGACCCCGCCGCCUGCAGCCACAACCCCAGCCCAAGCAGCGAUCUGAAAGAGGAGAAGCAGCAGCAACUUGACCCAAAUAACCCUGCAGCAAACUGGAUCCACGCUCGUUCAACGAGGAAAAAGCGUUGUCCCUACACAAAGUAUCAAACUCUGGAACUGGAAAAGGAAUUUCUGUUUAACAUGUACCUCACCCGAGACCGCCGUUACGAAGUAGCUAGGAUUUUAAACCUCACAGAGAGACAGGUCAAAAUCUGGUUUCAGAACAGAAGAAUGAAAAUGAAAAAGAUGAACAAGGAGAAAGGCAAUAAAGGAGACUAACACUGGGGCAAAAAUGUAGUUGGGGGACUAUUGAUUUACAUUUGAGUUUGGAUUUUUAUAGGGGGAGUGUGGGUUUUGGGGUUUGGGGGUUUUUUGUUUGUUUUGGGUUGUGGCUGCUUGUUUUUAUUUGGUUGUGUGGGGGUGCUUUUUGGUUGUUUGGUUGGUUGUGUUUGUCCGGUUUUUUUUUUUUUUUUUUUUUUUUUUUUUUUUUUUUUUUUUUUUUUUUUUUUUUUUUUUUGUGAUAGUUUGGUUUUAUUCUUCCCUUGCACCCUUAGCCCCCCCAUCCGUUCCUCCUCCUCCUGCAUCACUCCACCCCAGGGACUUUACAUCAAUCUUUUUAUUCUCUUUCUCUCUCUCUCCCUCUUUUUUUUUUUUUUUUUUUUUUUUUUUUUUUGGUAGAAGUGAAACGUGGUCUGUGUCAGGUAUUGCAGGAAAUUUUGUCUUGCUCGACAACGUGUUUUUCAGAGUCUCUUGAUACUCCCCUCCUCCCUCCCAGACCAUUUAGAUGACAAUAUUGUAAGUGCACGUUAGCUUUGGAAACACUAUCUGAUGUUAAUUGUUUGACAUGUUUCUUAAAAGUGAUGUAGACUAGAUAGUUAUUUUGCCAAAAUAAAGGUAAGGAAAUUAAUUAUAAUUAUGGUAAUAAAAUAUAUAUUAAAUUACAGUCGCUUAAAUCAAUGGGGGUUGCUGUGCUGUCCACGACCUACUAAGAGGAAAUCUUUCCCCAAACUUCUGCUUUCUAGAUCUGAAUCCUUCGCAAUAGAUGCCACAGAGAGGCCACGAGCUACUUUCCCCCCUUUAGUGCACUGUUAGGAGGCUGUCUCAUCCUCGGAGCCGCUCGCCACAGGCCUAACGCCUCCCGGUCCCCCGGCUAGCUGCCGUCCCUGCCCCCGGUGACUGUUGUAUUAAUUAACCACUCCGUGUCUCGAGCUACGGACCUGUUGUAAUUGUUGUCAGUUAUUACACAAUAAAGUCUGCCGUGACCGAACCUCA
Messenger RNA from Oenanthe melanoleuca, 2227 nucleotides. RefSeq names its product homeobox D9 (gene HOXD9). Lineage: Eukaryota; Metazoa; Chordata; Aves; Passeriformes; Muscicapidae. Gene Ontology annotation, molecular function: RNA polymerase II cis-regulatory region sequence-specific DNA binding; DNA-binding transcription factor activity, RNA polymerase II-specific. Gene Ontology annotation, biological process: embryonic skeletal system morphogenesis; proximal/distal pattern formation; anterior/posterior pattern specification. The record is from RefSeq and is a predicted model, not a curated record. Bases 308 to 1234 code for a protein of 308 amino acids. Gene Ontology annotation, cellular component: nucleus. The transcript has 2 exons.